AUGGAAACUUCGCAGCCCACAGAAUUUGUUCAGCAGAAAGUGAAAUGCUCCAAAUCAGUCAGCCAGCAAAUGAUCGAGCAAAGAAGAUCUUUGUCACUUCGUGGACUUAUUUCACUUAAGGGCGAAGAUGUUAAUGAUUUUUCUAUUGAAACUAUCGGUGAACAAAAGGCACUUCUUUGUCUUAAACUUGGAAAAGAUACAAAGGUGAGUACUUUCGCUCAUCUUCCACUUCAACAGAAUCUUAAAGAUAUUCGUGCAAAUCAUACGAUGUUAACGUCAUACAAAGGACUUUCACGACUGAAAAAUCUCGCCAACUUUGAAAUAGAAGAAACACCUAUGUCGCAAAGACCUAAUUAUCGCAUCGCUUUGAUUCUUGCUUUCGGUCCAAGAAUUCGUACAAUAAACAAAGUAGAGAUUACAAGUCAGGAGAGACUGAAGGCAUCGAAAUAUCCAUCAAUUUGUAAAACAUUCAUAGAUAAUGAUUGGGAUCCAACAGAUAAUCCACCAAACGAAAAUGAAGCCAAAGAACUAAUGCAAAAAUAUGCACCAGAAAUCGCUAAGGCUGUUAAGAAACAUGUUAUCAAGAAAGAAGAAAUUGAAGCUGAAUUAUCACCGCGUAAGACAAUCAGUUCAGUUAAAGCCAGACCAAAACCAGUCAAAUAUAAUAAGAAUGCAUUUGAUGAACAGUUAGUUCAAGAACUUAUUGAAAAAUUCAAAAAAUUGGGAAUUGAAGUUAAAAACGAUGAAAAAGUACAAGAAAACUUGCUCAAAGUUCUUAAAGAACUUUCUGCAAUUGCAUUAGAAGUUUCAAAUGAAGUUGAUGUUGGAAUGGAAGAUGCAACUGGCGCAGAACUCCUCAGCUCCAUAUUAAAUAGUCCUCAAGAAGCUAAAACAGAAAGUAAGGUUGACUUUGGUGAUGACCUGAACAUUGAUGAUGUUGUUUCUGAAAUCAAAGAUAAUUAA
Molecule: messenger RNA, 963 nt
Organism: Trichomonas vaginalis G3
Lineage: Eukaryota; Parabasalia; Trichomonadida; Trichomonadidae
Product: ribonuclease inhibitor domain-containing protein
Exons: 1
Coding region: 1-963 (320 amino acids)
Source: RefSeq, a predicted model, not a curated record